AUGGCGCCGCCACAUCGUCGCGGAGGCUGGUCUGCUGCGGGCCCUCCUCCUUGGCGAGAUUCUGAUGCGAAUGGCUACUGGAAGUGCUGCGCUUGCGGCUGUGGCAAGAACCUGGCCCGCUACUGGUUCUGCAAGCAGUGCCACGGCAAGCGCAAGGAGGUGGAGGCAGCGGCGCCCCAGCCGCCCAGCGGCGGCUGGGCUGCCCCCUGGGCGGACUGGGACAAGUGGGCAGCCAGUGGUGCCACGUCGGCGGCCCUGCCCGUGGGCCUCCAGGGAGGCACCAGCCCCCCGCCAGUGGCCGGCGACGAGGACAAGCUGUCCGAGGAGGAGCUGCUGCAGUUCAUCUCCCUCCACAAGAAGAUGGGCAACUCGUCGGCCGCCACGGCCCUCCAGCAUCGCCUCGACAAGCGCCGAGUCGGUGAUGCUCCUGUGCCGCUUCAGGCUCAGGCGUACCAGGUCGACCGUCAUAUCAAGCAGCUCGAGAAGAAGCUUCAGCAUGAUCUGGAUCAGUAUACUAAGUGGCAGAUCUGGCUCCAUGACAAGAAGGAGUCCAUCGGUUCUCUUCGUCGUGAGCUGGCCGCAGAGGUUGGCAAGUACCAGUCAUUGGUGGAGCAGCUGCGCACUCAGGUUUGUCCUCCUCCAGCGGCCCAGCCGAAGGCACGCGUGUCACUCCAGGACCUUUUGUCGGGCGAGAGUGAUUUUCUGGACAUGUCCAACAUGGAGGAGGUGUUCGGCAUCGACAGCUCGGUGUACGAGGUGCAGGAGGCCGACGCCAAGGAGCUGGAGAAGCGCACGACCCAGCUCAAGGAGGCCAUCCAGGCAUCGGCACGCCAGCUGUUCGGAGAGGCGAAGAAGAAGUUCGACGAGCUCAAGAAGGCCCACGCAGCUCAUGUCGGCAAGCUGGGCAAAAAACGUAAGGUUGGUGCUGAAGGGGCGGCUGCAGCAGCGGCACCUGGGGACGACGGCGGGGGUACCAAGCCUGAGGCGGCGCCGCCUUCGAGCGCAGGAGGCGAGGGGACCUCCUCAGCGGCGUCGUCGGGGGCGCCACCUUCUGCGUCGGCCUCGGCAUCAGCUACGGACCUCCUCGGUUUCGAAAUCACAUUGGUCAAAAUCGACUGGGAGUACCUGGUCAUCGGCGGUGACUUCGGGGUCGACGGGGCUAUGAGUGGAAUCGUCCAGGUGCCAGGGGCCGUUACGGUUUUGGUCUCAUCGGUUUACCCGUACGACAGCGAAGAACUUACAAGCAGGAAUCUUGACAUACUGGCGGCCGUCUCGGCCAGGCACUCGCUCUACGAGGGUCCUAAUGUGAUAGGUGGCGACUUCACUAUGAUUCCAGAUGUCCUGGUGUCCUCGGGAGUCCCUGGGUAUCUGAAGGCGAAUGUUAUAUACCCUGAUAUCGGCACAUGUUCUAGUACUGGGGGUUUACGAGUCCUGGACUAUUUUGUGCUAUCGUCAGGUUUUACCCGUUGCAUUCAGGAAGUCACCGCCGCCCUCGAUAGCGACAUCAAGACGCACACGCCCGCGCGCAUUCUCUUCCGCCCGCAGUUGGCUGAGCUUAAGGAUCAGGAGCCUCUCGAGUUCUUGGAGCCUUUGGAUGUUCUCUCGGCGGACGAUCUGAUAGAGAUGAAGUCGUUUCUCGGAGCGUACGGCGGCCCCUCGGCGGACACCAGCUCUGCCAUCAACCUCGGGGUCGACGACGGUGCCGGGAAGGUUCAGCAGACUCCCUUUGCUCUAGGCUUCGCGGGUCUACGCGACGCUUGGACUCAGACGUUGGCCAACCCGCCAGCUGCGUGGCGGCAGGUGCGGGGCCCCAUAGGUGCUAUGUUUCUGUCCCUCAAGCGCAUCGGCUGGAGCAUGCCCAGCUACGCGCAGAUGACGAACGACCUUGGCGUCACCUUCUCUCUCGCGACCUCCUCCCCCAGAUUGAUCAAGAACCUUCUGCGGGAAGCUGUCAUUCGUCAACUGUGCAGGCUGUCAGGCGAGAAGCUCGGAGUUGGUGCCAGGCUAUGCUACGAUUCUGUGAUUCGCGACCUCAGCAGCUCGAAAUACACGCCGUUCGAGAAAGGCUCGAUCAGAGCCAACGUCUGCGGUGCCUGCUGGACCAAGGAGCGUGCGACCCAGUGUGGUUACCAACUCCAGGACACCAGCUGCGCUUUGUGCGGCGGGCCCUCGGAUUCGAUGUUCCACAGGCUUUGGGUUUGUCUUGACCCUGAGGUCGCGGAGCUCAGACAGGAAAUUGUAGAUCCCGAUGUGUUGCAGGCGGCCAAUGAGAUUGACCCUGCUUCGUGUUCCAUGGAGGCAGCGGAGUAUUGGUCCAGGGUGGAGCGCGGCUGGCACCCGAAGGAACGCAUUCGGGUGGCAGGGCUGCUCGCGGUCGAUAUCGUGGCCAGUUCUCCAUGGUGUUCGCGAAUCCCGAUCUGCGACUCCGAGCGAUGCGAAUCCGAGCCGACCCGGCGCCGCGUCGGGCGCAAGCCGAUCCAGUGGCCGAUCAGCGGUCCGAUUCGCUGCGAUUCGAUCCAGCUCAUGCGUGCCCUGCCCGAGGAGCCUGGCGCCCCGGGCGCCCGCGGCGCCCCCGCCGCCGGCGGCGGCGCAGCGGAAACCGGCGACCCGGGCGCCGCCCUGGCUGCUGGCGGGGUCGUGGCGGAGGAGGGCGCUUCCGCGGCCGCGGCGGCGGAGGGGCGCGGUGCGGCGGAGGGAGCAGGGCCUCAUCCAGGCAAGGCGUCGUUCGAGCCUGGAGCUCGGCGCCAGGUCGCCGGAGGUAUUCCUGGUCCAACCGAGGGCGUCGACGCGCCGGACGCCUCGGAGGAGCUGCGGCGGGACAGCGUUGCGCCUUCGGCGGGCGACGGCGACUGCUACGACAACCUGCAGUCUGCCGGCGCGGGGGACGGGCGCCGCGGGUCGCACUGCAGGCUGGCACCCGACGACGAGCCCUCCGCGUCGGCCGACGAGCAGGAUCCCUGCGCUGCCUCCUGA
Molecule: messenger RNA, 2973 nt
Organism: Prorocentrum cordatum
Lineage: Eukaryota; Dinophyceae; Prorocentrales; Prorocentraceae
Source: the annotation of a GenBank genome assembly